AUGCUGGAUGGCCAAUCCCAGGUGGUCCUAGAGGCGUCCCGCCCGGGGCACCUCUUGCAUUCCCUUGGAUCGGCACUUGAUUCCCGGCGACAGCCUUUCUGCACUGAUAGCGAGGGCUGGGGCCCCAUCAGCUCAUUGAGAUUUGAUCUGACGCCAUGCUUUCUUGAUGUGACUGUGGCAAUAGUAGCUGUGUGGGGUGCGCUGAGCGGACUGGCGGCCUUGUGGUUGUUACUGAGGAAGCGGAUUCCGCAGCCCGUAUCGAAGAAUUGGCAUUUCUACGCCAAGUUGGUCGUUCUAGCCGCUCUCAUCGUUGUCACCGCUCUUCAAGCUGCGAUCCAAGCCGAAUCAGACCCCAAGCGCUUUUGGACCGAUUUUCGCUUCUGGUCCUCGGUCCUAACGAUCGUUUCGUUAGGAGUGAUAACUUCAGUACAGUACUUUGAACACUGGCGGAGUAGACAGCCCAAUGGGGUUGUCCUAUUUUACUGGCUCUUCUUCAUUAUCGCGUAUGCGGUCAAACUCCGGUCCCUGAUUGCGCGGAAGCAACACAUCGACCAACUCCCUUACUUUGUCUGCUUCAAUGUCAGCUUGGGACUAGCAAUCCUUGAAUUUGUGCUAGAAUAUUUCGUACCCAAGAAGCAAAGCGCUUACGAUGCGCUGGGAGACGAGGAUGAGUGUCCGUACAAUUAUGCCGAUGUUUUCUCGGUUCUCACCUUCGGCUGGAUGACCCCGAUGAUGAAAUAUGGAUACAAAAACUACUUGACCCAAGAUGACCUCUGGAAUCUCCGCCGUCGUGAUACCACCCGAGCCACAGGCAAUGCCCUGAAGGAGGCAUGGGAUGAACAGCUUGAGAAAAAGAACCCAUCUCUGUGGAUAGCGCUCUUCAAGGCUUUUGGUGCCCCCUAUGUGCGUGGUGCGAUAAUCAAAUCCGGAAGCGAUAUACUUGCCUUUGUGCAACCGCAACUCCUACGACUUCUCAUUGCUUUCAUUGACUCGUAUCGGGGCCCGGACCCGGACCCGAUCAUCAGGGGUGUCGCCAUCGCCUUGGCCAUGUUUGCUGUUUCUGUCGUCCAGACCAGUUUCCUCCAUCAAUAUUUCCAACGUGCUUUCGACACUGGUAUGAGAGUCAAAUCAGCCCUGACUGCUAUGAUUUAUGCCAAGUCGUUGAAACUAUCAAACGAAGGACGCUCGGCAAAGACGACCGGUGAUAUUGUGAACCACAUGGCAGUUGAUCAGCAGCGCCUUGCAGAUCUGACCCAGUUCGGCACUCAGCUUAUCUCUGCACCUUUCCAAAUCACCCUGUGCAUGAUCUCCCUUUACCAGCUUGUUGGAGUGAGCAUGUUUGCUGGUAUCGGAGUUAUGAUUCUUAUGAUUCCUCUGAAUGGUAUCAUUGCUCGGAUGAUGAAGAGGUUGCAGAUCAUCCAAAUGAAGAACAAGGACUCAAGGACCCGAUUAAUGACUGAGAUUCUGAACAAUAUCAAGAGUAUCAAGCUCUAUGCCUGGAACACAGCCUUCAUGAACAAGCUUAGCCAUAUCAGAAAUGAUCUUGAGCUGAACACGCUCCGCAAAAUUGGAGCCACUCAAUCUGUUGCCAAUUUUACCUGGCAGUCUACCCCUUUCCUCGUGUCCUGCUCCACAUUCACCGUUUUUGUGUUGACGAAUGAUAAACCUUUGACUACUGAGAUUGUGUUCCCUGCAUUGACGUUGUUCAACUUGCUCACAUUCCCGCUUUCUAUCUUGCCUAUGGUCAUUACGUCCAUUAUCGAAUCUUCCGUGGCCGUGAAGCGAUUGAUAAAAUAUUUCACUGCAGAGGAGCUGCAGACUAAUGCCGUUGUCCUCCAAGAUCCCGUGGCGCAUCCUGGUGACGAGUCAGUCCGAGUUCGCGAUGCCUCGUUUACUUGGAACCGUUAUACUGGGGAGACUGUGCUGGAAAACAUCGAUCUCAGUGCACGCAAGGGAGAGCUCAGCUGUAUUGUUGGCCGAGUUGGCGCUGGAAAAUCUUCUCUGCUCCAGUCAUUGCUGGGUGACCUGUGGAAGAACCAGGGAGAGGUGAUUGUACGUGGUCGGAUCGCGUACGUUGCCCAAACGCCGUGGGUCAUGAAUGCCAGUGUCCGAGAAAAUAUUGUCUUUGGACACCGAUGGGACCCCUCAUUCUAUGACCUCGCCGUUGAAGCCUGUGCUUUGCUCGAUGACUUUAAGAACUUGCCUGAUGGUGACCAGACCGAAGUUGGAGAACGUGGCAUUUCCCUUUCAGGGGGACAGAAGGCACGUUUGACACUCGCCAGAGCUGUCUACGCUCGUGCUGAUAUCUAUCUUCUGGACGAUAUUCUCUCAGCGGUUGAUCAGCAUGUUGGACGUCACAUCAUCAACCGAGUGCUUGGCAAAUCUGGCCUCCUCGGUGGCAAGACCAGAAUUCUUGCAACGAACGCAAUUACUGUACUCAAAGAGGCUGACUUCAUCGGCCUGUUGCGGGACAAGACCAUCAUCGAAAAAGGAACUUAUGAACAACUGAUGGCCAUGAAGGGGGAGAUUUGCAAUCUCGUUCGCUCUACGAUGGUUGACUCGGACGAUGAAGGCACUGCUAAUGGCUCUGAAGACCUUGCCAGCCCCGAUAGCUCAGUCACAACCACCAUAAUCCAGAACGGUGGUGCGUCGGACAGCGAGGACGUUGAACAAAUUGGUGACCUUAUUCCCAUCAGGGGAGGAGGAGGUGGUGGUGGCGGCGAGGCCCGCAGACGGACCAGUACCGUCACCUUGCGCCGUGCAAGCACUGUGAGCUGGCAAGGUCCCCGGCGCAAGUUGGGAGACGAGGAGAACGUUCUCAAGAGCAAGCAGACCCAAGAGACUUCAGAGCAAGGCAAAGUGAAAUGGGGUGUUUACGGUCAAUACGCAAAGGAUAGCAAUGUCAUGGCAGUCGUGGUUUAUUUGAUUGCCAUGAUGGCUGCUCAGACUGCUCAAGUCGUGGGUAACUUUUGGUUGAAGCGCUGGACUGAGUGGAACGAAGCCCAUGGAACCAAUGAUAAGGUUGGAAAGUUCAUUGGUGUCUACCUGGCGCUUGGCCUGGGAUCAUCUCUCUUGGUUAUUGUGCAGAACUUGAUCCUGUGGAUUUUCUGCUCUAUCGAAGCAUCUCGAAAACUUCAUGAGCGGAUGGCAUUUGCUAUCUUCCGCUCCCCCAUGAGCUUCUUUGAAACCACACCAUCUGGCCGCAUCCUGAACCGUUUCUCUAGUGACAUUUACAGAGUUGAUGAGGUACUUGCUCGCACUUUCAACAUGUUGUUCGCAAACUCUGCCCGUGCGAUAUUUACCAUGAUUGUCAUUUCGGCAUCCACCCCGGCCUUCAUGAUAUUCAUCAUUCCUUUGGGUUAUAUCUACCUUAGCUACCAGAAGUACUAUCUGAGCACCUCCCGCGAGUUGAAGCGUUUGGACAGUGUCACCCGAAGCCCAAUCUAUGCUCACUUCCAGGAAUCCUUGGGCGGAAUCUCGACCAUCCGUGCCUACCGACAGGAGAAUCGGUUCGCCCUUGAGAACGAAUGGCGCAUGGAUGCUAAUCUCCGGGCUUACUUCCCGUCCAUCAGUGCCAACCGCUGGCUCGCCGUUCGACUUGAGUUCAUUGGUUCAAUCAUCAUUCUUGCAUCCGCUGGACUGGCCAUUAUGUCCGUUGCGACUGGCACCAAGCUUUCGCCAGGCAUGGUCGGUUUGGCCAUGUCAUAUGCCCUCCAGAUCACACAGUCUCUGAACUGGAUUGUCCGCCAGACUGUCGAGGUUGAGACUAACAUCGUGUCCGUUGAGCGAGUUCUCGAGUACGCCAACCUCCCGAGCGAGGCACCCGAGGUGAUCUUCAAGCGUCGCCCUGCCAUCGGCUGGCCGGCUCAAGGUGCGGUGGAGUUCAAUAACUACAGCACCCGCUAUCGCCCUGGACUUGACCUCGUGCUCAAGGAUGUUAAUCUCAACAUCAAGCCCAAGGAGAAGAUCGGUGUUGUUGGCCGAACCGGCGCCGGAAAGAGUUCGCUGACGCUGGCUCUCUUCCGCAUUAUUGAGGGCAUUGAAGGAAACAUCAAUAUUGAUGGGCUUGACGUGUCUACAAUUGGGUUGACUGAUCUUCGUGGACGUCUCGCUAUCAUCCCUCAAGAUCCCGCCAUGUUUGAAGGCACUUUGCGUGACAACUUAGAUCCUCGUCAUGUCCACGAUGACACCGAGCUUUGGAGCGUUAUCGAUCACGCGAGAUUGAAGGACCAUGUCUCAAGGAUGGACGGACAACUGGAUGCUCAGAUCCAGGAAGGAGGCUCCAACCUGAGUCAAGGCCAGCGCCAGCUGGUAUCUCUCGCGCGCGCUCUUUUGACUCCUAGUAAUAUCCUUGUUCUGGACGAGGCAACCGCCGCAGUUGACGUGGAGACGGAUGCGCUGCUACAACGCACCCUACGCAGCAGCAUCUUCUCUGACCGGACUAUCAUCACGAUUGCGCACCGCAUCAACACGAUCAUUGACUCGGAUCGGAUCGUAGUUCUGGACAAGGGGCGAGUGGCGGAAUUCGACACCCCUGCAGAGCUGAUCAAGAGUGGUGGCCAAUUCUAUGAGCUUGCCAAGGAGGCCGGCCUGCUCGACUGCGAUGGUGGUAUUGCCUCCUCGCAAAUGGCGUAA
Molecule: messenger RNA, 4635 nt
Organism: Penicillium robsamsonii
Lineage: Eukaryota; Fungi; Ascomycota; Eurotiomycetes; Eurotiales; Aspergillaceae
Product: ATP-binding cassette glutathione S-conjugate transporter YCF1
Exons: 6
Coding region: 1-4635 (1544 amino acids)
Biological process (GO): transmembrane transport
Cellular component (GO): membrane
Molecular function (GO): ATP binding; ABC-type transporter activity; ATP hydrolysis activity
Source: RefSeq, a predicted model, not a curated record